Racocetra persica is the source of this 186-nucleotide messenger RNA. The record is from the annotation of a GenBank genome assembly. NCBI's taxonomy places the organism in Eukaryota, Fungi, Glomeromycota, Glomeromycetes, Diversisporales, Gigasporaceae.
UGUACAACCGGUGCAUUUAUCACCUUACGUCAGGGAAGGACCUGGACUAAAAUCCAAUCGGACAAUUUUAAAUUGUUUCGGGAUUUCAAUAAACUUUUAAAACCUUCUCUUAGCCAAGAAGCUAAAGAUGAACGUUAUAAAUUUGCUGAAAAUCAUUUACAUUGGACUGUAAAUGAUUGGAAAAAA